Messenger RNA from Gongylonema pulchrum, 1353 nucleotides. NCBI's taxonomy places the organism in Eukaryota, Metazoa, Nematoda, Chromadorea, Rhabditida, Gongylonematidae. The record is from the annotation of a GenBank genome assembly.
GCACUUUUCUCGUUACAGGUUGCAAUUUCGGAAUUUGCGGCGCUAAAUUCGGAAAUCUCGCUACCUCCAGCAACGGAUAAUGAUUCGCCAGCGCUUUCUGUAGUCAAGUACCAUAUAGUCUCGGGAAAUGUUAACAAUGCAUUCAAACUAUCAAGCAAAAGGAUUAAUUCGAUGCUGUACGUGGAUUUGAUUGUGAAUGGACAGUUGGAUCGGGAAUAUCGUGACCGUUAUGAAUUGCUUAUUGAAGCUGUGGACGGUGGAAAUCCUGCAAGGGCCGGUACAAUGCUUGUCAACGUAACUGUGCUGGAUGCAAACGACAAUGCGCCCGAGUUUAGUCAAUCAAGGUACAAUGCUACAGUGCCCUGGAACGCAUCCGUAGAUUAUGUGGUGACAACAAUCCAUGCAACGGAUCCGGAUCUCGGUGAAAAUGCACGAGUGGCUUACUCAAUUGCCAAGAAUCGUGCUGAUUUGAAGCUGCCAUUCAAAAUUGACGGUGAAACGGGUAUUGUACGGGUUGCUGAUUCAAAUAUUCUAAUUUCUGGUUCUAUUUAUGAGCUGCUCAUUGUUGCCAGUGAUCAUGGACUACCUCAGCCUCUGGAAUCCACUGCUUUCCUCAGUAUUACAGUGCAGAAAAACAAUCAGCCGAAGCUGGAUUUUGAUAUUUUUUGGCUAACAGAUAGUGGCAAACCGGAGAUAUAUGAAAAUCUUACACUGGGUCAUGUCGUUGCCCGAAUUGCUGUUCAAAAUGCACCACCAGAAAGCGUAUUAUCAGUGACUGGAUGCGAUUCACUGUGCAUUAAGGAAACAGAUACGCCUGGGGUUCAUUUGGCCAUUGCAUGUGGACCGUUUGAUCGCGAGCAGAAAUCGGACUACAACUUGCUAUUUGUUAUGAAAUCACAGCAAAAAAGGCUGCUGGAAUUCCCCGUAUUUUUUGAGGUGCUUGACGUUAAUGACAAUGCACCGCAGUUCGAACAACCGUUGAUAUGGGUAAUAUUCAACCGGUCCAAUGAGAACUCUGAAAUGGUACGGAUUCAGGCAGUAGAUCCGGAUAGCGGCGAAAAUGCCCGAGUACAUUACAAUAUUUUGGGUACAAGCUUAUUCGAUAUUGAUCCUGAUACCGGUAUAUUGAAUCUUCGGGAAAGCUCGGACUGCAUAUUUCUGGAGCACCGCUUUCGAGUUCGUGCUGAAGAUUCCGGUUUUCCAGUUUUGUCGUCUACAGUUGACGUGGUUGCUCGAAUAAUUGACACCAGCGACCGUCCACCUAUUUUUGGAAAACCGCUAUACGAUGUGGUCGUUAAGGAGAACGCCACACCGGGAACAUGUUUGCUCAAGGCUGCUGCUCCGGAUUGUUAA